GCACCAGCAUGGAUCAUGGAGCUUCGGGGAGCUACGGUAUUUUCAAAACUAGAUCUGCAGUCCGGAUACUGGCAGAUAAGAAUGGCGGACGAUUCCGUUCACAAAACUGCCUUCCGAACUCGGUACGGAUCGUACGAGUAUUUGGUCAUGCCGUUCGGACUCACCAAUGCACCUGCAAUAUUCUAAGCAGAGAUGAAUCAUAUCCUACGCCCACUCUUGGACAAAUGCAUGGUGGUAUACGUGGACGACAUUCUCAUCUACUCGCGCGACAUGAAGCAACACGUCGAGCACCUACGACGCGUCUUCGAAAUUCUUCGACGAGAAUGUUUCUACGUCAAACUAUCCAAGAGCGACUUCGCGCUCGAGAAGGUCCAAUUCCUCGGACAUAUCGUAAGCGCUCAAGGAGUUCACGUCGACCCCAAGAAAAUCGAAGCCGUGAAGGAAUCGCCACGGUACUCACGAUACAAGCACUCACGUCUGCACCAGUACUCAUCUUGCCAGACCCCGAACGCAACUACGCCAUCGAAGCUGACGCCAGCGACCAGGCAGUGGGAGCAGUCUUGAUGCAAGACCAAAGGAAUGGCCUGCAACUUAUUGCCUACCUCAGCAAAAAAUUACAUGGAGCAGAACUCAACUACCCAAUACACGACAAGGAGGCCCUUGCUAUCAUCAUCGCCUUCAAAACGUGGAGAUGUUAUCUCGAAGGACGCAAGACGACAGUCUACACCGACCAUUGCAGCCUAAAAUAUUUGAAAACGCAACCAAGCCUCUCCAGGCGGCAGGUCCGGUGGAUUGACUUCCUCGAGACACACUUCCACUACGACAUCGUGUACAAGCCUGGCCAUAAAAACAAAGCCGAUGCGCUUAGCCGGCCUGCACACGUUGCCGCUAUCCAAGUUGAAGGGAUGAAUCCAGUCCUCAAGGGACUCUUCACACACGGCAACAAGACGCUCACCGGUAUCGCCAAACACUACUACUGGCCCCACAUGGCAGAUGACGUACAUAAAUUCGUCACCUCGUGCACUACAUGUCAGCGGAUGAAGAGCAGCAAGCAGAAAAAGGCGGGUCCGCUACAACCUCUUCCUGUCCCAGAACAGCCAUGGCAAGCGGUAAGCCUAGACUUCAUCACCGGGCUACCAACUACCAUGAGCGGACAUGACGCGAUCCUCGUCGUCAUUGACAAGUUCUCCAAAAUGGGACACUUCAUCCCGACACACACCACAGCACGCACCGAGGAGACAGCACAACUCUUUGUUCACUACAUCAUCUCACAACAUGGCAUUCCAACCACACUCAUCUCCGACCGAGACCCUAAGUUCACCAAUAAAUUCUGGAAAGAACUGAUGUCUCUACUCGGAACCAAACUCGCCAUGUCAUCCGCAUACCAUCCACAGACAGAUGGACAGACCAAGCGCCUCAACCAAAUUGUGGAGCAACUCCUCCGCGCAGCCUGCAAGGACGACAUCUCCAAAUGGGACUUGCAUCUACCCGUCCUGGAGUUUGCCUACAACAAUGCUACUCAUGCCGCUACUGGACAGACGCUGCUCUUCCUUUGUUACGGACACCACCCACUCACACCUCAACAGCCAACCAUACCAGCCACAGUCCAACCCGCUCAUGAUUUCAUCACGACCAUGCACAAACUUUGGGAUCGGACCCACAAGCGCCUUCUCGACAUUCAUCAACAACAGAAGCGCCAAGCCGAUCGCCACCGCACAGACCACACCAUCAGCGUGGGAGACCGAGUACUACUCGACACACACAAUCUUGACAUCAGCCAUCUCCCAUCCAAAUUGCGACCUCGCUUUUGCGGGCCUUUUCUCGUUGAAGCACAGGUCACUCCUGUUACCUUCCGCUUACGCCUGCCAGCUACCUGGAAGAUUCACAACGCCUUCCAUGUCCAACUCUUGAAGCCCUACCGAGAUCCCAACACGGUCUUCUCUGGACGCCAACCGCCGCCGCCGCCGCCCGUCCUCAUCCAUGAUGAACCCGAGUACGAGGUCGAAUCCCUACCCAACUGGGACGAUACUGGAGAUAUCCCAGUGGAGACACUCGCACGAUUCGAGAAGGACGUGAAGCGGACCGACACAGGGUUCCUGGCAAUAGCAACAGAGGUGGAGAAUGACGGAGAGAAAGCCUCGGAAACUCCAGAAAAAAUCAAGGAAUUACUGAAGGAGUUCCAAGACAUUCUUCCUGACGAUCUUCCGAACGAGCUACCGCCAUACCGAACGCAUCAACACGAGAUCGUGGAGGAACCGGGUUCGAAGCCGACCUUCCGAGCACCAUAUCGGCUCAGCCCUACGGAGCUGACUGACAUGAAAAAACAGAUCGAGUAUCUUCUAGCCAAAGGACUCAUCCGCCCAUCUACUUCACCGUACGGUGCCCCAGUACUCUUCACACCGAAACCGGACGGAAGCCUGCGCAUGUGCAUCGACUACCGAGCUCUUAACAAGCAGACCAUCAAGAAUAAAUAUCCGAUACCGCGAAUCGAUGACCUGCUUGACCAGCUUCGGGGAGCUACGGUAUUUUCCAAACUGGAUCUGCGGUCCGGAUACUGGCAGAUACGGAUGGCGGACAACUCUAUCCACAAAACUGCUUUCCGAACUCGGUACGGAUCGUACGAGUAUUUGGUCAUGCCGUUCGGACUCACUGACGCACCGGCAACGUUCCAAGCCGAAAUGAACCACAUUCUACGACCACUUCUGGACGAAUGCGUGGUGGUGUACCUGGACGACAUACUCAUCUACUCACGCGACAUGAAGCAGCACGUCGAACACCUGCGACGCGUCUUCGAAAUUCUUCGACGGGAACGAUUCUACGUCAAACUGUCCAAGAGCGAAUUCGCCCUGGAGAAGGUCCAAUUUCUAGGACACAUGGUGAGCGCUCAAGGAGUUCACGUCGACCCCAAGAAAAUCGAAGCCGUACGUACGUGGAAGACACCCGAGAACGUGAAGGAGUUGCAGCAGUUCCUAGGCUUCGCUAAUUACUACAACAGGUUCGUGCCACAGUAUGCAAAACUCGCGGCACCACUCACGAAUCUGCUGAAGAAGAACACGCCCUACAAAUGGGAACCAAAGCACCAGGAAGCCGUGGAGCAGCUGAAACAAGCACUCACAUCCGCACCGGUGCUCAUCCUGCCAGAUCCCGAACGUGACUACGUCAUCGAAGCAGACGCCAGUGAUCAGGCUGUCGGAGCAGUCUUGAUGCAAGACCAAGGGAAUGGACUGCAACCCAUUGCCUACCUCAGCAAGAAACUGCACGGGGCAGAACUCAACUACCCGAUACACGACAAAGAGGCUCUUGCUAUCAUCAUCGCCUUCAAAGCGUGGAGAUGCUAUCUCGAAGGACGAAGAACAACCGUCUACACCGACCACUGCAGCCUGAAAUAUUUGAAGACACAACCCAACCUUUCCAGGCGGCAGGUCCGGUGGAUCGACUUCCUCGAGACACACUUCCACUACGACAUCGUGUACAAGCCCGGCCACAAGAACAAAGCAGACGCGCUCAGCCGGCCUGCACACGUUGCCGCGAUUCAGGUCGAAGGGAUGAAUCCACUACUCAAGGGACUCUUCACCCACGGGUACGCCAUCGACCCCGAAAUUCCCUUGGCAGAAAAGCGACAUCUGCUACAGUGGGACAGUGACAUCGCGUAUCGGAAGGGAUCCACAAAAAUCUGGGUACCCAAUUACCCUCCUUUGCGCCAGUUACUACUCGAAGAAUACCACGACGUCCUCUACGCCGGACACUUCGGUAGCAACAAGACGCUGACCGGUAUCGCCAAACACUACUACUGGCCCCAUAUGGCAGACGACGUCCAGAAAUUCGUCACCUCGUGUGAUACAUGUCAGCGGAUGAAGAGCAGCAAGCAGAAAAAGGCGGGACUACUGCAGCCUCUUCCUGUCCCAGAACAACCAUGGCAAGUGGUUAGCCUGGACUUCAUCACCGGGUUACCACCUACCUCCAGCGGUCAUGACGCCAUCCUUGUCGUCAUUGACAAGUUCUCCAAAAUGGGACACUUCAUCCCGACACACACGACGGCACGCACCGAGGAGACAGCACAGCUCUUCGUUCGUCACAUCAUCUCACAGCAUGGCAUCCCAACUACACUCAUCUCCGACCGAGACCCCAAGUUCACUAGCAAGUUCUGGAAGGAACUUAUGUCUCUGCUCGGCACCAAACUCGCCAUGUCAUCCGCAUACCAUCCGCAGACAGACGGACAGACCGAGCGCCUCAACCAAAUUGUUGAGCAACUCCUCCGAGCAGCCUGCAAGGACGACAUCUCCAAAUGGGACUUGCACCUGCCCGUUCUCGAGUUUGCUUACAACAACGCUACACACGCCGCUACGGGACAGACGCCGUUCUUCCUCUGCUACGGACGCCACCCACUCACACCACAGAAACCGACAACACCAGCAACAGUCCAACCUGCACACGACUUCAUCACAACCAUGCAUCAGCUUUGGGAUCGGACCCAUAAGCGCCUCCUUGACAUUCAACAGCAACAGAAGCGCCAGGCCGAUCGCCAUCGCAACGACCACACCAUUUCCGUGGGAGACCAGGUUCUCCUUGACACCCGCAACCUGGACAUCAGCCAUCUCCCAUCUAAACUUCGACCUCGCUUCUGCGGGCCUUUUCUCGUUGACGCACAGGUCACUCCUGUUACCUUCCGCUUACGCCUACCAGCUACCUGGAAGAUUCACAACGCCUUCCAUGUCCAACUUCUGAAGCCCUAUCGAGAUCCUAAUACGAUCUUCGUCGGACGCCAACCGCCGCCGCCGCCACCCGUCCUCGUCCAAAAUGAACCCGAGUACGAGGUCGAGUCCGUGCUUGCACACCGCCGUCGUCGGAAUGGCACCGUGGAGCUUCUUAUUCGUUGGAAGGGCUAUGAUCCUUCUGAGGACAGCUGGGUCUCUGAGACCGACAUGGGUAACGCCCGUCGUCCUCUGCAUGACUACCUUGUCAAGCAGGGUGUUACUUCUACCACCCAGCUUUGAGGGGGGGAAGUGUGAGAGUAC
Messenger RNA from Closterium sp. NIES-67, 5015 nucleotides. NCBI's taxonomy places the organism in Eukaryota, Viridiplantae, Streptophyta, Zygnematophyceae, Desmidiales, Closteriaceae. The record is from the annotation of a GenBank genome assembly.